Messenger RNA from Diversispora eburnea, 439 nucleotides. NCBI's taxonomy places the organism in Eukaryota, Fungi, Glomeromycota, Glomeromycetes, Diversisporales, Diversisporaceae. The record is from the annotation of a GenBank genome assembly.
AGAAUUUACUGAUUUAGCGGAACUCUCCGUAAUGUUUGGUAAAUUGAAAGUUGCCGUGGACAAUUUACAAACGAAAGUUUCUCAAGAAAAAGACAUCACUUCAUAUAUAGAACAAGUCCCUACAACCACCUAUCAAUGUAAAUAUUGUACUAAGAAAUUUUCAAAAAUUGAUGAAGCAGCAAUUCUUAGUCAUGUAAAUGCAAAACAUAAUAAUACGGUGGAAACCACGGGAAAAGAAAAGAGAUUAGCAUAUUAUUGCAAAUCGUGCAAUAAAGUUUUUUUGAGAGAAUUUGAUUUAAAUAAUCACAUUUCUGGGAAGCAUAGUUCAAAAGCAAAGAAAAGGAAAGCAAAGAAAGCAAAGAAAGCAAAGAAAGCGCAGAAAGCAAAGGAAAGCAAAGAAAGCAAAGAAAGCGCAGAAAACAAAGGAAUAGAAAAUUGA